Molecule: messenger RNA, 1302 nt
Organism: Brugia malayi
Lineage: Eukaryota; Metazoa; Nematoda; Chromadorea; Rhabditida; Onchocercidae
Exons: 8
Coding region: 1-1302 (433 amino acids)
Source: RefSeq, a predicted model, not a curated record
AUGUGGUUGUACAGUGCAACCGUAUUGACUGCUUUUACUUAUUUGGUAUGUUCCAGUAAUCUAUUUGAUGCCAAAAAACGACUCAAAAAGAAUGGAAAUCAUACAUCAUCAGUAAAUUAUCGUCGACGUUAUCGUUUACCAUUAGCUGAUAAAGAAGAGAUACAAAUUCCAAUGAGAAUACCUAAAUUAUCAAGAGCACAAAAAAUAGCAUUGAUUAUUGAAUCAGGACAAAAUCCAUUUGAAAAGAAGCGAAAACGAAAAGAGAAAGGAAAAAUACGCUUAAGAAAGCUAAGACAUGUGCGACAAUAUCCGAACAAUGCAUUUUUGUUGUUGGAUGAUAACGAUGGUGAUGAAUUGCAAUGGAAUAUUAAUAUGUAUCGUGAAAGUGAUACUGAUAAAAUGCAGAAACAACAACAACAAUCUGGAAGAUUCGAGAAUUCUCGAUGGGAAGCAGAUACGGAAUUAGCAACAACAACAGUCAAAACUGAAUGGGAAAAUAUAAAAAAGUCAUACAAUGGAAGUAAUCAUUGGGAAAGUUCAACAUUAUGGUACUGGGAUACUUCAACAAAUCCAACAUACUGGCAUACCUCAGUGACAUCUAAUUCUUGGCAAACAACUACCAAACAUCCACUUUGGAGGCAAAAUAUUGAAACAGUUGCAACACCAGGUACAUCGCCAAAACCAAAUCAACCACUUGCUCUACCAAUGAAAAAUUGUCCACAUCGCUUUGAUGCAGUUACACGUGCAUUUAACGGUCGUACAUAUGUAUUUGCUCGUGAUCGUGUAUAUCAGCUGUGGAGACAUGAUAAUUUACAUCAAAAAGCAUCAUUUCUUAUCAGUGAGAUGUUUCCAAAAGGUCCACGUACCGUUACCGUAGCAUACACUAAUAGUAGAAGUGGUGUAACGGUACUUAUUGAACAUCAAACAGUUUACCGAUAUCGAUGGAAUCGAAAGAAUAAAGUUUUCUAUCUUGCUCGAAAGAGUCCUCAGACAUUAACAACAAAAAUGCCCGUAUAUCCCCGUGCAGGAUUUCAAUGGGUAGAUGGUAAUCAAGUUCUUGUCGAAGGAGAUAAUUUUGCAACAUACGAUGCAUACUGGAAUGUUGCAACAUUUUCUGGCUUAACAACAAAUUAUUUUCCACAAUUUCCACGCGAUUUAAUUGGAUUAACUUAUCAGAAUGAUACCUUUUUCAUUCUUUAUACAGCAUCCAAUAAAAUACAGAUUUAUGAUACGGGCAAAUAUCGAGUGAUACAAGAAUACCCUAUUCAAAUUAGCGAAUUCGUGGGUUGCUUUAAUGGGUAG